Messenger RNA from Prorocentrum cordatum, 771 nucleotides. The record is from the annotation of a GenBank genome assembly. Lineage: Eukaryota; Dinophyceae; Prorocentrales; Prorocentraceae.
CGCAGAAGGUCAGGACGAUCGACGGCGCGCCGCUCGACACUUUCACCUUCCCGAAGAACCACAAGGUCAUCAUGGCGACCUAGGAAGAGCCGGGGAAUUUCGCAGAACGGGUCGACCAAUACCGCAAGGACAACGAUAACAACCCCGAAACGCAGCCGUUCGGGCCACCCAACACGCUCCGUUUCGGGGCGAUGUUGGACGCGCCGGCAACCAUUCCCGAGGUAGUCGGCACCAACAUGACGGCCAUCAAGAAGCUCGUGGAGGACUUCAACGCCUGCGAGAAGCCAGAGGACGCGGAGCAGCCGAUCAGGGUUGGCAGGAUCGCGAAGACGGCGCAGGACGACCAGGUGAAGCUGAUUCUGGGUAUCCAGUCCCUGGGAGACAGGCGGUCUCCACUGCUGGGCGGGCUUCGCCAAUUGGGAGGACGUCACCUACGCGGAGCGGCACCGCCAGGCUACAUGGAGGAAAAUCUUCAGGAAUGGACGGACGGGCUUGAGGGCCAUGUGCAGUGAUUGCUAGAAAGCUCAGGGACCUACCGCCCGAGGACCGCGAGGUCCUAAACUUGGUAGGUGUUCGUUGCCACUGGAUUCGCAUGCGGCGUAUUUCGUUUUAUUCGUCUGCAGCGGUUUGGGCGCAUUCCGUCUUAUUCGAAUAGGUGUUCGCUGCCGCGGAUUUGCGACGCCAUCGCCGACGCUUGCGCUUGCAACAGAGUAACAGUGUGGGGCAUUUCGUUGAUGUGCCGCGCUCAUUGUCAACAAUUUCGCUAACUCC